UUCGCUCCAUGCUCCGCCCCGCUCGGUCCGCAGGCGCGGCGCGGCCCGGCCAUGCCGGCCAAGAGGAAGCCGGUGCUGCCGGCCCUCACCAUCACUCCCAGCCCAGUCGAAGGACCCGGACCCGGACUCGGUGGUUCCGCAGAGGCUAACCUGGUGGACCUUCAGAAGAAGCUCGAGGAGCUGGAGCUGGAUGAGCAGCAAAAGAAGCGCUUGGAAGCUUUCCUCACUCAGAAAGCCAAAGUGGGAGAGCUGAAGGAUGAUGACUUUGAGCGGAUCUCUGAGCUGGGGGCUGGCAAUGGUGGUGUGGUCACCAAAGUGCAACACAAACCCUCAGGACUCAUUAUGGCACGGAAGCUGAUUCAUCUAGAAAUCAAACCAGCCAUCAGGAAUCAGAUUAUCCGAGAGCUGCAGGUGCUGCAUGAGUGUAAUUCCCCAUAUAUUGUGGGUUUCUAUGGAGCCUUCUACAGCGAUGGAGAGAUUUCCAUCUGCAUGGAGCACAUGGACGGUGGCUCCCUGGAUCAAGUGUUGAAAGAAGCCAAAAGAAUUCCUGAAGAAAUACUGGGGAAAGUCAGUAUAGCGGUUCUGAGAGGUUUGGCCUAUCUGAGAGAGAAGCACCAAAUCAUGCACAGAGAUGUGAAGCCUUCCAACAUCCUGGUUAACUCUCGAGGAGAGAUUAAGCUGUGUGAUUUUGGGGUCAGUGGUCAGCUCAUUGACUCCAUGGCAAACUCUUUUGUGGGAACUCGGUCCUACAUGUCUCCUGAGCGAUUGCAGGGCACUCAUUACUCAGUCCAGUCCGACAUCUGGAGCAUGGGUCUGUCACUGGUGGAGCUUUCUAUUGGAAGGUACCCAAUACCCCCACCAGACUCCAAGGAACUGGAAGCAAUAUUUGGCCGUCCUGUGGUGGAUGGGGCAGAGGGAGAAUCUCACAGCGUCUCGCCGCGGGCCAGACCCCCAGGCCGCCCCAUCAGUGGCCAUGGAAUGGACAACCGACCUGCAAUGGCCAUUUUUGAACUGCUGGACUAUAUAGUUAAUGAGCCACCUCCCAAGUUGCCAAAUGGAGUUUUCACGCAAGAUUUCCAGGAGUUUGUAAAUAAAUGCUUAAUUAAGAAUCCAGCGGAACGGGCAGAUUUGAAGAUGCUGAUGAAUCACACCUUCAUCAAGCGUUCUGAAGUGGAGGAGGUGGAUUUCGCCGGCUGGCUCUGCAAAACAUUGAGGUUAAACCAGCCCAGCACACCCACCCGUGCUGCUGUGUGAUGGCCGAGCCGACCGCCUGGUGUCAGUACAUCUGCCUCUGUCACCAUUCCCUGUCCUUCAGUACACAACAGAACUGCCCUUCUUCCUUCUCCCCAGCCCCUUCUCACCUCGCAUCCCACCGGCAGAGCACCAUCACUUGGAAAUGUUAAUCAGCUGCCCCCCACCCCAAGCAAAUGUGGGCUUGGUUUCUGUUGUUCUGGGGGGGGGGGGUCCUGGGUCUCUGCUCCAGCUUGGAGCUCUUGACAAUUGGGAAAUGUGCUGCUUAUGUUAAUUUUUUUUUCUUUUUUUUUUCUUUUUUUUUUUUUUUUGGAAACAUGUUCACUUGGGUUUAAAAAAAAAAAGUGUGUGCACUGGUGUAUGUGUGGUGAGAUGGUGGCAAGGGAUGGGCAUAUGGCUGUGGGAACGGGGCUUUGCCUGCUUCUGGGCUCCUCAGCUGGACCAGGAGCAUGGAGUGAAGAAUUCAGUGCUGCCAGAAGGGGAGAAACCUCAGAGGAUGUUCCAACCAUGGCAGGUGCUGUGCCACAAAGCUGUGGCAUUGCUUAGAGCUGAGCUGUGUGCUGAACCAGCUGGCCUGUGGGUAGAGGGAGGCACGUGUGGCUUUACUUCUGUUGUUGUUUCAUUGGGUUUCUUUACAGCCCAUUCUGAUGAAUCGUCUUGAUCUGCUGAGUGCAGGCUGAGCUCCUGGAUCAGAUGGGGAAGGUGUGCAGGGCAGCUGGUGGGCUCUGCUGACCCUCCUGCAGGCAGACCUGGGUGCACAGAGAGCAGGUGCUCCACAUCCUCCCUAUCCAUCCCCUUGCACUGCAGGCAGCAGUUUGCUGUGCCUUGGGCAGAGCAGUCCUAGAAGCCCCUCUGGCCUCCAGCUGUCCCCUCCACCUUCCCAAGCCAAGGCCUGGGGUCUGGCAGUGUGGGUUUGGUGGCAGUUGCCCCCAUGGAGAGGCUGGGCCAGGCCUGGAUCUUGCUUGAGGGAUUGGGGGGGUUCAGUCCUCUUAUGCUGUUCAUAGUUCUCCAAAGGCUGCUUUCCACACUCUUUACCCCAUGCCUGGGUUGCUGCAUGCCCUCCUGCCUCACGAAGGGUGAGGGCUCCCUUGAUGUCAGGGCUGAGCCAUCACCAUGCAUUCACCUCCAUCCCCUCAGGGCUGACUAUGCCUUACAGCCCCAUCUCCUCCUGAGGGGGGUGAGCCUCCUUGCUUGUGGAUUUAUUUGGUUUUCCCUUUGCAAUUUGCCAAGUGACUGAUGGAUGCUUCUCUGGUGGGGCAGGCCUGGUAUUUGCUCUUCAGGAAGUGUGUUGCCUUGUUAACCCCCAUCACAGCCCCUUCCCCACUGCUGGGGCAGGGGGCUGGCACCAAAAUGCACCAGGCAGUUGCUGUUGUUUUUUGCCCCUUAGGUGCAAAGUGGGGAGAUGGACAAUUCAUGAAGCGUUAGGGUUGUUUGUGGCUUGUUUCACUUUGGUGUUGGGUUUUGGAAGGGAAAAUCAUAUUAAACGUUUUGUUGGGUUGUUUCUUUUUAAAAACCUCAAUAUUUUCAUCAUGGAGAAAUAAUAAUAAAUGGCACUUUACAUUUACA
Molecule: messenger RNA, 2817 nt
Organism: Tympanuchus pallidicinctus (lesser prairie-chicken)
Lineage: Eukaryota; Metazoa; Chordata; Aves; Galliformes; Phasianidae
Gene: MAP2K2
Product: mitogen-activated protein kinase kinase 2
Exons: 11
Coding region: 52-1254 (400 amino acids)
Biological process (GO): protein phosphorylation
Molecular function (GO): ATP binding; protein kinase activity
Source: RefSeq, a predicted model, not a curated record